AGGCCGCCGCCCAACACCAUGUGGUCUGAAGAUGAGCGACCUCGUCCAAAAGACAGCUCCACCACCUCGUUGCACUCCGACUCUUCCCAGGAAUCACAGCCGCGAUCCUCCUCAGAGCGACCUCGCCCAUACUCGAAUUAUCUGUGGCCCGGCGCCGAACAAGCACAGAACUGUCGCUCUCCGCUAGAUCCGCUGAGCCCAGACGUCCACGAUCGCGUCUUCNCCAUUCGCUCCGUCGUCUCCGUCGACCCCAACGCCACUCCGUCGCAUCGCUCCGACACCAGCAACAAUGGCUAUUUCACUCAGGCGCCUCAACAGAGCAGGAGGUUUUCUGUCACCAGCGACUCGGAUCACAAAAGCCAUAACGGUACAUCAAAGAACCGGGCCCCUGGCUCCUCUGAAAGUCGCCAAAGCAAACCGCAAGAGCGCCAACCUUCAAUCAGUGCGAACCAGAAGCAGCGGCAUUCGGCACAACUGUUCAACGAGCUCGCUUCUAGCAGAAACGACAGCGACAACCGCUCCACCGACUCCCGGAGCACCCGCCCACGUUCGUCAGAUCGCGCUCCAUCAUUAAAGAGUACCGGUGGUCAGGAUGAAACAGGCACGGGGCUAAUAACUGCUCGCUUCAAGCACGUAGUGUCCGAAGGCGGUCACGCUAUCAUCACUGGCAGGGACGGAGACACAUUACAGCGCUGCGAAGACGAACCUAUCCAUAUCCCCGGUGCUGUGCAGAGUUUUGGAUUGCUGAUUGCAUUUGAAGAAGAAACCGAGGGAAAGCUAAUUGUAAGAGUCGUCAGCGAAAACUCUAAGAGGCUUAUUGGCUACACCCCAAAGCAAUUGUUUGCCCUCGACAGUUUCACCGACAUUCUAUCCGAAGAUCAGACAGACAACCUCCUGGAUCACGUCGAUUUCAUUAGGGACGAAGAGGCUGAUGUAGAGAUUGCAAGCAAGCCGUUACGAGUGCUACGGAGUGCCAGAAAGCGCAAGGGAGAGGCUGCCGCCAUGGAAGUCUUCAAUGUCAUGUCGCAAGUUCAAGAGCAGCUUGCAGCCGCUCCCAGCCUGGACAAGUUUCUCAAAAUCCUUGUUGGUGUCGUGAAAGAGCUCACCGGCUUUCAUCGUGUCAUGGUGUACCAGUUUGAUGCUUCAUGGAAUGGCCGCGUCGUGACUGAGCUGGUCGAUCCCAGAGCAACCAAGGAUCUCUACAAAGGACUGAACUUCCCUGCUUCCGACAUUCCCAAGCAAGCAAGAGAGCUCUACAAGGUUAACAAGGUCCGCAUGCUGUACGAUCGCGAACACGAAACUGCUCGUCUGGUCUGCCGCACUGUCGAAGAUCUUGAAAAACCUCUGGACAUGACAUACUCCUACCUCCGAGCCAUGUCUCCCAUUCACAUCAAAUAUCUGGCCAACAUGGCCGUACGUUCAUCCAUGUCCAUCUCUAUUAAUGCCUUUGAUGAACUCUGGNGGUUGAUCUCUUGCCAUGCCUACGGAUCAAGGGGAACUCGCGUGUCUUUUCCUAUCAGAAAGAUGUGUAGACUCGUUGGCGAGACUGCUUCUCGAAACAUAGAACGACUUUCAUAUGCCUCACGCCUUCAUGCUCGCAAACUUAUCAACACUGUGCCGACGUCGAAGAACCCGUCGGGAUAUAUCAUUGCUUCAUCAGAAGAUCUUUUGAAACUGUUCGAUGCUGAUUUUGGCAUGCUUUCCAUCAGAGACGAGACCAAGGUUCUCGGACACGUCGAUGAAACACAAGAAGCCUUAGCCAUGCUCGAGUAUCUGAGAAUGCGCAAGCUGACUUCGGUCACUGCCACACAAGAUUUGAAGGAGGAAUUCCCUGAUCUACGCUAUCCACCUGGCUUUCACCAUAUUGCUGGUCUACUCGUUGUUCCCCUUUCCGCCGGAGGUAAUGACUUUAUUGUUUUCUUCCGCAGAGGCCAGCUCCGAGAAGUGAAGUGGGCAGGCAAUCCUUACGAGAAGUUCGUAAAAGAAGGUACCGAGGGGUAUCUUGAGCCGAGAAAAAGUUUCAAGACUUGGAGUGAGACCGUCGUCGGAAAAUGUCGCGACUGGACCGAGGAGGAGAUCGAAACAGCUGCCGUCCUCUGCCUUGUCUACGGCAAAUUCAUUGAGGUCUGGCGGCAAAAGGAGGCUGCACUGAAAAACAGUCAGUUAACACGCUUACUCCUAGCCAACUCGGCGCACGAGGUUCGAACACCACUCAAUGCUAUCAUCAAUUAUCUGGAAAUAGCUCUGGAGGGCAGUCUGGACGAUGACACGCGAGAGAAUUUGUCCAAAUCACAUUCUGCGUCCAAGUCGCUAAUCUACGUUAUCAACGAUCUACUGGACCUCACCAAGACCGAAGAAGGCGGCAGUCUCACUAAGGAAGAGCCAUUCAACUUGUCUGCUACUUUGAAGGAUGCCACGGAUCAGUUUGCUGGUGACGCGCGUCGCAAGCAUCUCAGCUACGACGUGGUUGAACACCCUGGCCUCCCUGCCACAGUCAUUGGAGACCAGAGGAAGGUCCGUCAAGCUAUAUCAAACGUUACAGCCAAUGCCAUUCAGAACACCAAGAGCGGCGGAAUUAGCAUUGAGAUGUACGUGCUUUCUAGAGAAGAUAACCAUGUUGAGGUCGAGAUCACUAUCACCGAUACCGGCUGCGGCAUGAACAGUAAGAAGUUGGACAGCCUUUUCAGGGAACUCGAGCAAGUGCAGAGUGAAGUGCACGACAUGUUGGAUGACGAACCAGCUUUCAAUUCCAAGCAAGUUGAGUCAGGGUCAGAUGAGAAUCGCACCAUAGGCCUCGGUCUGGCCGUGGUCGCGCGUAUUGUUCGAAACAUGAACGGACAACUACGACUCAAGUCGGUUGAGAACAAGGGUUCACGCUUCACUUUACAACUGCCCUUCGAUCUACCCCCCAAUGGACAGAAAACGCUCGCAGGCUCCAUGUCAGAAGGAUCUCAACACUCCACAAUCAUUAGCGCUGGCAAUGAGGGCGAGAUCACUCUUGUCGAACGUGGAAGUCAUAGACGUAAUUCGACCGAACAUUCUCUAUCUCGCACGACGAGCAACGAGAGUUUACACAGCAGGCGCAGUCUACCCAGCAUGAAAUCUGGGCGUAGUCACGCGAGCGAAGACUCAACCCGUAGUGAGGCUGACAGACUCAUUGAUGCAAUCUCAUCACCAGUCGAUAAUAAGCGGGGUGCUCCCUCCCGUGGAAAAAGCUCUAGCAGCUUACAAAGACCUGCAUUGGGAUCCCGACAUAACACGACAUCAGCACUUUCAAGCAGCAGUCAAACACAACGACCUCGAUCCAUGAGUCACGAAACAAAUCCACAGGAAUUGACUACUGAAGUAAUCAAAGACCCGCCUGGUAGAUCAAGUAUCGUGGAUCAGGGACGACCUGUCAAAGCUGUACGCGUGCCAGAGGAGACAGAUGAUGUCCCUGCCGCAGCUCAAGAUCAGCCACAAGAAGCAUCGCGCGUUCUUGGCAUCCAUCAGCAGGAGCCUCCGGAGAACACAGAUGAAGCGCCUACAGCAGAUCACAUGCGUGUAUUGGUUGCCGAGGACGAUCCGGUCAACAGUAGGAUCAUCAAGAAACGACUUGAGAAGAUGGGCCACGAAAUAUAUCUCACGUCCAACGGUGAGGAAUGUUCCAGCACCCACGGAGACAAGAGCGGCUGGUUUGAUGUUGUCUUGAUGGACAUGCAGAUGCCCAUUGUCGAUGGACUCACAGCCGCUAAGGUUAUUCGAUCGUUCGAGAAAUCACAUCCUACACAUCUACUCUCGACUCGAGCAGCUUACAAUGGCCGCAUCCCCAUCAUCGCAGUUUCUGCGUCGCUGCUCGAGAGAGAGAUUCAACAGUACAUCGACGCUGGCUUUGAUGGCUGGAUCUUGAAACCCAUCUCUUUCCCUCGACUACAAGAGAUCAUGACUGGAAUCGUCGACAAGCAAGUUCGCCACAAGAACAUCUAUGUCAAAGGCGAAUGGGAAAGAGGUGGUUGGUUCGAAGGAUCCCAGUCUGAUGUUUGGGAAGCGAACACCAAACCCGACGACGACAAGAUCGCAAUGUCUGGACCGAGCGACGCUGUACAAAAAGAAGCUGCCAGCGAUGACCCGCAAGAGAAGGGCGAUGACGAAGACGACAGCAGACAGACCCAGGAGCAGCACAGAAUCGCCGCCGUUCAAGACCACGAUGCAGGGAUCGAGCCGCCUCCGGAACAACAGGACCAAGGACCAGAAGACCCCGACGUGAAUGGUGAACCACACGAUUUCUCUUGA
Molecule: messenger RNA, 4272 nt
Organism: Aureobasidium vineae
Lineage: Eukaryota; Fungi; Ascomycota; Dothideomycetes; Dothideales; Saccotheciaceae
Source: the annotation of a GenBank genome assembly